AUGUCGUUCAAGCGGAUUAGCAAGGAGUUAGCUGAUUUGGGAAGAGAUCCCCCAUCAUCAUGUUCAGCCGGCCCAGUCGGAGAUGACGUAUAUCACUGGCAAGCCUCGAUUAUGGGUCCGCCAGACUCGCCAUAUGCCGGAGGAGUAUUCUUCUUAUCGAUCCAUUUCCCUACUGAUUAUCCAUUUAAGCCCCCAAAGAUCGCAUUUACAACCAAGAUUUAUCACCCAAAUAUCAACGCCAAUGGUAAUAUCUGUUUGGAUAUCUUGAAGGAUCAGUGGUCACCAGCUUUAACUAUAUCCAAGGUAUUGUUGUCCAUCUGUUCGUUGUUGACCGAUGCGAAUCCCGAUGAUCCAUUGGUUCCAGAAAUCGCUCACAUUUACAAACAAGAUAGAGCAAAGUAUGAGGCCACUGCUAAGGAAUGGACCAAGAAAUACGCUGUUUAA
Meyerozyma guilliermondii ATCC 6260 is the source of this 444-nucleotide messenger RNA. RefSeq names its product E2 ubiquitin-conjugating protein (gene UBC4). Gene Ontology annotation, molecular function: ubiquitin conjugating enzyme activity. Gene Ontology annotation, cellular component: nucleus. Bases 1 to 444 code for a protein of 147 amino acids. Lineage: Eukaryota; Fungi; Ascomycota; Pichiomycetes; Serinales; Debaryomycetaceae. The transcript is spliced from 2 exons. Gene Ontology annotation, biological process: ubiquitin-dependent protein catabolic process; protein polyubiquitination. The record is from RefSeq and is a predicted model, not a curated record.